AUGUCCACUCUCAGUGACUCUGGGUUUGAGGAGGACCUCCUCAGCCCUUCUCCAUGUCUCCAGCACCUGACACGACCAUGGGCAGGAAGCUCAAGCCACAGACUGACAGCUGACUGCCUUCACAGCGACUACGACCAGAGCUGCUUCCUAAUUCAGAGGAACAACGAGGAGGACUUUCUUGCCCUGGAGUGCCUGGCUCGUCAGCCUCAGAUAACAGCCGAGGCACGCUGUAAACUGGUGAGCUGGCUCCUAGCCGUUUAUAAGCACUUCAGGCUGUCGUUCGAGUCCUGCUGCUUGGCCGUGAACAUCAUGGACCGCUUUUUGGCCACGACGUCAGUGGCAGCAGACUGCUUCCAGUUACUCGGCGUGACGUCUUUACUGAUCGCAACCAAACACGUUGAAGUUUGCUCGCCGCGCAUUAAGCAGCUGCUUUCACUCUGCUGUGACGCUUUCUCCAGAGAGCAGCUCUGCAACCUCGAGUGCCUCGUUCUCCUCAGACUGAACUUCCGCUUGGCUGCGCCGACUCUCGCUUUCUUCCUCGACUACUUCAUCAGUCUCGAGUUAUCCAGAUAUGCGAUUGGAACGGAGGAAAAAAUCCCAGACGAAGGCGGCAGCUGCAGGAGCUGGAAAGCCACUGAAGAGCAGCUCCUCGAUGUGAAGAGGUAUAAAUGUUUAGCCGGCAAAGUGUGUGAGCUUAGUCUGGCAGACUACGCUUUCAACAAGUACCGGCCGUCUGUGAUGGUACAGAGUGCUCUGAAUCUGGCGAAGGACCUGUUAAGGACGCAAUUAAAGGAGGCCCCAGUCAAGCACAUGUUAGACUUUCUCUGUGUUGUAGAUUACGACUCUGAGGGUCUGGACAAUCAUACUUUAAUCCAGCAGUGCACACAAGAGCUUAAAUUAUUGGUGUCUCUCAAUCAAGAGUCAAUUCAGGACUUAAUAACACUCUGAACCGGUGCAAAUAAUCUGCGCUGUCAUCUUCAGGACAUUUUUUGUUUACUUAAUUUUUUUUUUUUUUAUUAACUAUGAAGGAUAAGGCCUGUCAUAAUUCUGACAUUUUGGUUCAUGAUUAAUUUCCAUACGAAAAUGCAAAUAACUGUAUUUCCUGUUGAUGCAUGUUGAUUUAUGACGUUUUUCUAUUAUAUAAUUAUGCACAAACACCUUUUGUAGACAUAGUAGACAAAUAAUAACUUAAUUAUACGGCCCCCAACGAAAGUGUUAGAGCAGUGAGGCCUGUUCUGUUGUUUUCGCUAUACGUUGAAGGUAUACGUUGGGUUUGAGAUCAAAAGAUGAAUGCGAGACGGCAGAUCAGAAUUUCAGCUUUCAUUUCCUCAUGUUUACAUCGAAACUACUUGGAACAUGGCACCAUUUGUUUGAACCCACCCAUUUUUUCCCCAAGCGAUCACAAAUACUGGAACACGUGACUGAAAGGUGUUUCUUGUUGCCCAGGUGUGCCCUAUUCAAUUGAUUGUUUAAAGAAUUAAUAGCUCUGAAUGUCUACUCUUGGUUUGAGCCCUAACGUUUCACCUGUGAAGACUGCGUUUGUUGUUAAAAAGGAUAAACCAACAUGUAGAUCAGAGAGCUGCCUAUCGGAGAAAAGCAAGUCAUUUCAAUGCAGAGAAAAGAGGGUAGAAUCUAUCAGAGCCAUUGCACAACUAUUGGGCAUAGUCAAUACAACAAUCUGGAAUGUCCUGGAAAAAGAAAGAAACCACUGGUGACCAAAACAUUGUGCAAUCUGUGAAGAAAAAACCCUAACCCUAAAACAACAGUUAGUGGACAUCAAUAACAGCCUCCAGAGGGCAGAGGUGAAGGUAUCACAAUCCACCACUUGAAGAAGACUUCGAGAGCAGAAAUCUAGAGGCCACACCACAAGAUACAAACCACUCAUCAGCAGUAAGAAUUGGAAAGGAAGAUUGGAAUUCGCAAAGAAAUACCGAGAUGAGCCAGAGAAAUUUUGGAACCAAGAUGAACCUCUGUGUGCAGAAAGUGUGGAGAGAGGAAGGAUCUGCUCAUGAUCCAAAACAAAGAAGCUUAUCAGUCAAGCAUGGCGGAGGUAGCGUCAUGGCUUGGGCUCGCAUGGCUGCUUCUGGAACAGCCUCCCUAAUCUUUAUUGAUGAUAGAACUCAUGAUUUAGCAGGAGAAUUAAUUCAGAAGUUUACAGGAAUAUUCUGUCUGAUAAUUUACAGAGAAAUGCAUCCAGUCUAAUUGGAAGGAACUUCAUCAUGCAGCAAGACAACGAUCCAAAACACACUGCUGACUCAACAAAGGACUUCAUCAGGGGGGGAAAAGUGGAAGGUUUUAGACUGGCCAAGUCAAUCACCAAACCUAACCCCAAUUGAGCAGCAUUUCACCUCCUGAAGAGGAAACUGAAGGGAGAACCCCCCCGAAACAAACAACAACUGAAAGAAUCUGCAGUACAAGCCUGGAAAAGCAUCAGAAUGCAACAUUUUGGUGAUGGAAGUGUGUCACUGGUUUGAUGCGGUUAUUGCAAGCAAGGCAUAUGCAACCGAAUAUGAAGUUUUAUUGACUUUAAUUUACUUCAAGACUUAUAUGUUCCUAUACUUUUGCUCACCUAAAAUCGGGUGGUCUGCCACCAACGGUGCCGUAUUUUAAGCUGAUAUUCGCAUCUAGAUGCAAAUAUCAGGCAAUGAAACCUGAAAUUCGGAUCUGUCAUCUCAUCCUCAUCAAUUGAUCUCAAACCCAAAUGUAUAGCGAAAACAACAGAAUUGGCCUUGCUGUUCCGAUAAUUUCAGAGGGGACUGUAUAAAGCCUAUUACUGAUAUAUGUAUAUAUCUAUAUAUCGCAGUUUCUGAAUAAUAAACAAUAUAUGAUGUAAGAGGAGAAACCACUAUAUAAAUGAAUGUACUGUGGCGAAAACAGGACACAGUUGAAUCUCCAACCUCACUAAAUGUGCCUGUACUAGACAAAAGCCUUUGACUAAUAAUAAUAAUGCAGUGAUUUGAUUACAUCACUGAACCUUGUGUGUGUGAUUAAGCAAUUGUGGUGAAAAAAAUUCCUAUGAAGAAUUAAUAAUAGUAAAUAUGUCAAUCAAAGAAUCAAAUCAAAGAACCUGACCCAUCAUCCCAUACUGCUAUAUUAAUCACGUGCUACUUUCAUUGUGGUGCCACCCGGAUGUUCUUCUUCUUCUAUAGUUUACAGCGUGUUCUGGCGAGAAUGUAUGUAGGAUGAUCGUAUGAUAGAUUGUGCAAAUAUCCGUUCAUCCAGCCCACACUGAACGGCCCAAAAAUAAGGCAUGUAUUUCUGAUUAUACAGCCGACAUCGAAUUAUUUUAUGGAAGCACUUUAUUACGUAAACAUGAUAAGGGUUUAAAGCUGUGUAAUACAGGUCUGCAUUAUUCAUAAAUUAUGAAUAAUGUAUAAAUGAUGAUGAAUUCCCAGCCCUUAGGGAGGAGAUCCAUAAGGAGAAAGACAUAAGCAACGAAAAAGAGAGUAAAAGUUCACCGAUACACACGAGUAGAGAAUAUUCCAGUGUACACCGAUCAGCCAUAACAUUAAAACCACCGUUGAUGUCUGAUUUGAAUCCGAAUGAUUUACAAGUGAAGCAGAACUUAGUUCAAGCAUACAGUGUUGCAGCUGAGGGUUAAAGGCUUUUGCUCAAGGGACCUACAGUGGUUCUAUAGACCUGGGGUUUGAACAUUCAGGUCACAGAGCAUUAACCAGUGUAACGUAGCAACUCAAAUGACUUUAUUUGGGCGUCCGUGAUUAGCUGUUCAACUGUUCGGUUCAGGAAAUGCGUGCCCAGAUGACUUAACGGCAAAUUGUUUGAGUUCAACGUCAAAUCGUUUUAAGCUGCGGUUCACACGUCGGUCAUACGGCGUCUCGGAUUUGGAAAACAGCGCAGGGGAAUUACCAGCAUGACGCAAAAGCCAGUCUCGAAUCUAGCCAAUCAAGUAGCGACAAAGAGACAACAAAGUAAUAUUUACUGACUUUUCCAUUCAUUUAUGGUGCAUGCUAACAGAUGGUGUUUCAUGUUCCUUAACCCCUCUGUGAAAUUGCACUGAAAGCAGAUGUCUGAUGAACUCACGACAACUGGGACUCGAUCAAAAAUACAUUUCGCGGAGGUACGCCUCUGACCACUGUUGUCAAUGCUGUUAUUGUACUUAUUAUGAUCAUGUGACGCUGCGCCUGUGGAAACAGGAAGGUGAGCUCGGUUGAGUGAAAACAAUGUGAAAUAUUCCUUUUAUUUGCUGGAUAAUCCGUCCUGCUGUGCGUUUACUGAUUGCCGUUCCUUAGAAAAUGCUUUCCAUACACAUGGCCGUCAGAAGUAUUUUUCUUCUCGCUUAAACAGCCACUGAGAACUUAGAAUACCACUUCGCUAGGAGAUUAAGACCAGACUAAACUAUCUUAUAGUAAAAUUGGGCGGUGUAAUAGUUUGCAUCUGUUUUGUGCACAAUGUAAUCAGUUUAGUAAAUGAUAGCGCUGGGCAGGGAACUGUUACAAAUUGUAUUUCCAUUGGCCUAUUGUGACCUUGGUAUAGCAUAGACGUCAGUGAUAAGAUUCUGUCUGCCAUUUAAUCUUAACCCAGAGAGAACCUUAUACUCAGGUCUACUAUACUAAGGUCACAGUAUGUUGAGUAUCAUUUACUUUUUCAGUGUUAUUUGUUGAAAUAGUUCAUCUUAGGAGCAGGUUUACUUGGAAAUGUGUUUUUGUGUUUUUCAGAUACUUUGCUUAAAUGCUAAAUAAAUGAAAUGUUUGGUA
This is a messenger RNA of Ictalurus punctatus (channel catfish), 4715 nucleotides long. RefSeq names its product cyclin-O protein B. Bases 1 to 948 code for a protein of 315 amino acids. Gene Ontology annotation, cellular component: nucleus; cytoplasm; cyclin-dependent protein kinase holoenzyme complex. Gene Ontology annotation, molecular function: cyclin-dependent protein serine/threonine kinase regulator activity. The record is from RefSeq and is a predicted model, not a curated record. The transcript has 3 exons. Gene Ontology annotation, biological process: mitotic cell cycle phase transition; regulation of cyclin-dependent protein serine/threonine kinase activity. NCBI's taxonomy places the organism in Eukaryota, Metazoa, Chordata, Actinopteri, Siluriformes, Ictaluridae.